This is a messenger RNA of Coregonus sp. 'balchen', 25063 nucleotides long. The record is from the annotation of a GenBank genome assembly. NCBI's taxonomy places the organism in Eukaryota, Metazoa, Chordata, Actinopteri, Salmoniformes, Salmonidae.
AUGUCUUCUCUGCAGAUGGCCGGCACCAUGGCAGAAAGGACCAAAAUCUCCUCCAUGGAAACUGGACAGUGUGUAUGUGGAUGAAGAAAACCUGCAAGUUGUGUUUGUGUGUGCGGUCCCUGCAGUCAGUCUUCAUCCAUGACUGUCUUAAUUUCUCUUUUCUCUAGCCUAUAUGGUCAAACUCUUUGUCCAUCCAUGACAAUGGGCUGUUUUUGUGUGGACAGACUGAGCUGAGGCUUACUGAGUUGAGUCAUGUUCCACAACAGUAGAGAGGGUUAUAGUUCAGAGUUCAUCUUAUGGAGGUCUGACCAGAGCCAGAGCCCAGGGAGCUGACUCAUUAGAGUAGUACAUCAUUUAUUUCAGCUCUCUGUCAAAGUCAUUUGAAUAGAAGUAUUGGGAUAAUAACAAACCUUCUAGUUAUUUACCAUCUUGUAUUUUGUCCAGAAUUCUUUUGUUCUUUUUUUUAUUUUUAUAGCAUGUUACAGAAUGAAGACAAACAGCAAACAAUGCCAUGAUGUAUCUAAGAAGAAACUACAUUAUGUCUCUCCCGGCCUUUCACGUAUGCCUCCCUGUCACCCCAUCGGCCUAAUUUAUGCUGUUGUUUUGGGAAUUUGAAAUCCCCCCUCCAUCUGUAGCCACCACAGCAGUCAGCCAGCAGUGGAUUGUAUAACGGGAUUAGUGCUUGCAUAAAAACAUCCUGGUGGUCACGGGUCCUAAGGAAGUGUGUGGGGUGGGACUGGGGACCCGCUACGCUACCAUCCAAGGGACUGGGGACCCGCUUGCAGCAGCCCUAAUCCUCUUAGCCCCACCUCUGUGCUGCGGCUGCCCCAUCCUGCCCUUCCAGCAGGCACGUGCUCCACACUCCAUCAGCUUCAUCUCUCAGAUCAAACAUCAGAUUACGCCAGUGGCCGUUUAGACCCACACAGUCAGAUGAUGACAGCCUCAAUCCAGAUCCAAAUGGGAAGAUUUAAAAUCCGGUGAGUCAAUAAAUUGCCCUGUGUUGAGAGCUUUACCCGGGGCAAAGAAGAGUGUGAUGACCUGUUUGUCAGCCACUGUGAACUUGGCUAACUAGUAUGACAUUGGCAGGUUGAUUUUACACAUGCACUCUAUAAAUAUAGUAGCAACUGGAUUUUGAAGUCGUUGACAGUAGAUUCAAGUCUAUAGAUUUGCCAAGAAAAAGUAGAGAGGAUAAGGGGUUAAAAUAGUGGUUGCACUGUAGAGUCUUGGAGAGCGAAUCAACUGCAUGUUCUAUUGAAACAGUUCAUGUGAGAGCAAUGUUUUAUUUACAAGUUCAUCCUGGGGGUACACUGAAGGUCUACGACACUGUUGUCAUAUUUAAACUGCAGUUCCAGAGGAAUAGAGUAACAAGGCUGAAAGACUUUCGAGGACAGAAUGGCUCUAAGCAAAGACACUUUGCAACACUAUUGAAAUAAUUUCAGUGCACUGCAGACAGAACAGAAAAUAAUAACUUGGCAUAACGGAAAUCUCCACAAGACCUUACGGAGGUGAUCAUGACUAUGAUAGUCUUCAAAGUCGAGACAUAACUGACAUAAUUGACCAAGGACCUAAAAGUUGUCUAUGCAGGGUAGCAGAGAGGUUUAAUGCUGACCAAUGGGCCUGACUAGGACCGUCACUGUAUACAGCUGCUCUGCUCAAAAGCCAAUAACUGGCAGAUACAGAAUGGGCUGUUGCAGACAGUGUGAGUGAGACAGGUUCUCCUCCACAACAUUUGCUUGUGCUGUGUGUGAGGUAGUCUAUGCUUGGCAGACAGCCAGGAGGCAGGUGAGUGAUCCUGGAGAAUGAAGGGCAGAGGAAGGCUUGUUAUGAACGCCCUGACGUAGAGUCUAUCUAUGAUAAUAUAUAAUAAUAAAUAAUAUAAUUAUAAUAUAAUAUAUAAUAAUAUAAUAUAAUAUGCCAUUUAGCAGAUGCUUUUAUCCAAAGCGACUUACAGUCAUGUGUGCAUUUUUACGUAUGGUGCACAGGUACUGAUGAUAAUGUAGGUUCAUGGAGCAGCAUUAGCCACCCCCACCAUUUUAAAAUGGAAAUGAAGUCCAGAGUCGGCACCACCACAGGGACAUGGCUGAAGGAGACUGCUGCAUGAGACAAAACAGAGGUUUAACAAGAUUAUGCAGGCUGGCGAGACAACGCACCUCGAAUGACAACAGCCCACCUUGUUCAAUUACGCUGGUCUCAUUCAAGCUAAACUAACCAUUUGGAAACACUCACUAAGUCUGUUUUUAAAUGUGUAGCCUAAGCCUAAUAUUGGUGCAGGUGUAGAGAACGGCCUUGAAUAUGUAUCACUAAUCCAUCCAUGGUUAGGUUAUGAGUGGUUAAUCAUCUGUAAUGACAGGUUUUUGACCACAGAUAAUGAACAGGUUUGAGUCAACUGAAAGAAAGGAUCAAGGACAUCUGACAGCAUUAGUAAUUACAGGCCCGUGUCCUGCCACGGGAUGGUCGGUCGCUGAAUCUGCUGAAUCCUUUUCUCAUGCAAGGUAGUGGUUGGUUGUCCUCAAGCAAGGGGACUUGGUAGUGGUUGGUUGUCCUCAAGCAAGGGGACUUGGUAGUGGUUGGUUGUCCUCAAGCAAGGGGACUUGGUAGUGGUUGGUUGUCCUCAAGCAAGGGGACUUGGUAGUGGUUGGUUGUCCUCAAGCAAGGGGACUUGGUAGUGGUUGGUUGUCCUCAAGCAAGGGGACUUGGUAGUGGUUGGUUGUCCUCAAGCAAGGGGACUUGGUAGUGGUUGGUUGUCCUCAAGCAAGGGGACUUGAAUUGCAGUUUUUACAGUCGAUUCCCAAAACCUCACACCCUCUCCUUAAGACACUGAUUUUAGUCACAACAAGCUAAUUUGGUUUAAAGUUGAUUGGUUACAGACUGUUAUAGAAAAUGGACAGAUUGUAGCCUGACAGGUUGUUGGGAAAUUGGUGUUCUGACUAGUCCUGCUCCCUUCAAUCACACCACAUAUUGUUAUCGACUACAUUUUGUUUCACUGAAUCAUAGCUACAGUUUAGUCAUUCUUUUACCAAUGACAGUUUGCGUUUUCUCUUUUGACAUCAUUUCUUUUCUUUUUGCAUUUAGUUGUCACUCAGUUAUAACAAGGUUUCAAAUCUGUCACUAUGACUAAUCAUAAAUCAUCUGUUAUCCUGGACUAUUUGUAUCUACAACAACUUUUUCCUACGGGAAGAAAGGGUUGCUCUCGUUUUAUGACUCGAAUGACCUAACUUUUCAUAAGUGCCCUAUUUAUUCACUAACUGGACUAUAGGUUUGGCUGAGCUGCAAAUUGUGACGUGUUGCGUUGUCACAUUUCUUCAUGAAUGACAUGCGUUUUACUAACAGAUUAGUUGUCAUGCAGGUGCCAGAAUUGACAGGGACACUUAUGACAUGCCUGUCGAGUUCCAAUCGAGAUAUAGUGGAAGAGAAUGUUGACAGGCUUUAUGCUAGGGAGAAGUUUUAGACUCACCUGUAGAAUCUUCAGGCACCGUAAUGUGUAACUGUAUUUCAUGUAUCCUACCAAAUCCCUUCAUGUGGUAAGGGACUGUUUGCAUAUGACUGAUCAGGGAGGUUGGAUGAGAAAUACCAUUCUAGUUUCUACCCUCAUAAGAAAGAUGGGUCAAAAUGUUCAGCAUAUCACCCACUAUAGACUUCGGCCCAUAAUGCAAGGCUGUUGGAAUGUUCCCUCUUGAGUGUGGAAUGCUGCAGGAGGAGGCAAUAGGGCUACUGCUAUCUCAAUGGCUUCUUGUCUUCCUCUGAGUCUUGUGGGCCUCGCCUGUGUCCUACCGUAACUCCCAGUGGAAUGCCAUCCCUCUCUCUAUGGGCUGUGUUGUGCCCCUAAAGGUCAACCCCUGGCCUGGUACAGCUUCCUAUCCAGCCGCUUGUAUGGCCUACAUGUCAUCCUGCAGACAAUCAUUUGACUAACAUGCAAAGGAAUGUAGGCAGUAGCGAGAUCUGUUUAAAGCUUCAGCCAACUCCUAUGAUGUUUGUUGUCAUGCUAUAUGUGUUUGCAUGACAACAGAACAUGACAGAGAAAAGGCUAAAGGGAAUCUGCCUCUGUCUUUGAAUUCUAUUCCAGGGCUGCGUUCAGUACGGGAAAAAAGGUGUGCACUCUGCAACGUUUAAUUAAACGAAACGGUGCUGUUCAGAACGACCAGUUGAAAAACUGGGAGGGGUUGGGUUGUGCACAGCUGCCCUUUAAAUACAUCACUCAUUGCUUCGAGCCACACCCUCCAAACGUUCCUCAAAGUCUUGUAGAAAAAAGAAGGAAGGGAAGCGCUGCAAUGGUACACAAUAGUAGGUCUUUGGUAAAAGAGGUAAAUUGGUCAUCAAAAAGAAAGGAGGACCAAGGCACUCUAUAUAUAAUUAAUUAAAAUGCCUUUGUUUGUAUGACAUGUUCAAUGGAAACAAAGUUUAAAAACUCCAACGCAUUCUGGACUUUGUCAGGGAGUACAAAGUCUGUUCAAGAACAUUGAACGUUUUGGGGAAACGUGCCGUUCAGUACAAACCGUCACACAACGUAGCAAACGUUUAAUCGAACUGAACGCACCCCAGUUGUUUGAGCACAAACCUUCUGUUGUUUCUGUCUUUGAAUUUGUCAUCCAUGAUGCACCAUCUUCUCAGCUACCCUCCUGGCUCAGUGGUGGUGGUUUACAGCAGCAGGCACUUAUUAACCUGUGUUCUCUUACCUGUGCUCACUUACCCACACUGAAGAUGGGAUGGUCUGUGGUGUGAAGACUAAUUGUGUGUUUAUGCUUUAACUGUAUCCUCUCUGAGAGCUACUUAUUUCUUAGAAAACCAUACAGGCCCUCUGUUUCCUCAGCUGGUUGUCUAUUUGCUCUAAUGCUUUUCAUUUAGGAACACACACACACACACACUAUCAAACUCUGCCUUUUCUCCUCUCUAUCAACUUCUGUCUGGAGCACUCUCACAAUCUGCCAGUGCCUCUCUUUCUAUAUCAAGAACUGUAACACACAUUUCUAUCAAAGUACAGCCAUUCCUCUCCCCUCCAUUAAUGUGUAUGAUGGAUGUCAUGGUAGUUCAGUGACUUAUGGCAGGCUGAGAUGUAUUGUAGGCUUGGGCGGUAUACCGUAUAUACCAGGGUUCCCCAACUGGUGGCCUGUGGGUGGUUUUAUUUGGCCCCCCAAGUUUUCUGAGCAAAAUAAAUAAUGUAUUUUUUGUAUUUUAAUUGUUGGACAUAAAAACUGUAAAAACGCCAUAAUAGAGAGACACAUAAUCGUAUACAAAUGUAAGCAAGGUUUGAAAAUAUUAUGUUUUAGUCAAACAUUAUCUGUUUGGGCUUCUUGCGGAAAAUGUGCAGUCUACAAAUUAUUUGUAAUUAUGUUCCAGCCCCUCGACCAUCAGCUCAACAAAAAAUCGGCUAAUUUAGUAGCUAGUUAGCUAUCUAGCUAAGUGGUUAGCUAGCUUCUUCCAAAAUCAAGCAUUUGCUUGGUACAGCAGAGAAUCCCCUUCUGGUUCAAGAGCCUUGCUGUCUAAUAUUCGUUUUGUGCUUGCAGCAAACUGUGAGUAGCAUUUUAUUCUUACUUGUAUAGUUUAGGUCAGAAACAGGACAAAAUGUUCGAAAUGCGCUCGUUAGCAUUCUCUAUUUGGAUUCCUUAGUACUUGUUAGCAUUUUGUUAUUAUUCUGGUAAGUUACGUUUUUGAGGCUUUGAAUAUUAGUACAUUUUAAAUAAAUACUUGCAGUCAAGACCCAUGGGGCGGCGCACAAUUGGCCCAGCGUCGUCCAGGGUAGGGGAGGGAAUGGCCUGCAGUGAUGUAGCUCAGUUGGUAGAGCAUGGCGUUUGCAACGCCAGGGUUGUGGGUUCGAUUCCCACGGGGGGCCAGUAUGAAAAGAAAUAAUAUAUAUAUAUAAUAAUGUAUGCACUCACUAACUGUAAGUCGCUCUGGAUAAGAGCGUCUGCUAAAUGACGUAAAUGUAAAUGUAAUGUAAAUGUCAACUUGUGCGAUAGGGAAUAGAUAAAGCAGAUCGCGUUCAUCAUUUCGCCCAUUAGAUCAUUUUUCAUUAUGAAGCUUACCGGUACUAGUUUCCCAAAACAGCGGUUUGAGCCAGUCACGUGUUUUGUUUACAAAGAAGCACAAUGAGCAAAAUGGGAGUUACGUAAGGUGGCACUCCUGCAGCGCAACAAGUGAGGUGAUCAAGUCACACAUGUAUGAAAUUCACUACUGUUUGCCAGCUAUAUAUCUUAUUAUUAAGUUAACUAUUGAAGAUGUGCCAAAUAAAUUAUCUCCAGCUGGGUUUUGCUAACUUGCUAAUGUUAGCUAAGUGGCUGAUCAAGCUUCUUGGUUAUAGCAGCAGAGACAAUUCCCUCCUAGAUUAAGAUCCCUGCUGCUUAAUAUUUGUUUUGUGCGUAAUGCAAACAGCGUUUUGAGAUACUUCCAGAUCUUUAUGAGCUGGGUUGUCUGCCCAACCCCUCUGAAUCGGUAUUAAAUGUUUGCAAAUCGGUAGUAAAUGUUUGCAUGCGUUCGUUAGCAUUUACCUAGCAUCCGCUAUGAGAAUUCCUUAGCACCUGUUAGCAUUCUGGUUCUCAUUUGAGAAAUAACAAAUAGCACCCCUUGUGUACACUACCAGUAAUACCGUAAAUCCCGGGAUGGCACGGUAUGAAGGAAUGGAAAUCUGGAUACCGCCCAACCCUAGUAUUGUGUCGAGAGGCAGGCCAUUGAUCCAUUCCCAUUAGUAGAACUAGCAGUUUAUUGUACUUUGUGAAUCUUUCUAGUCUAUCAUUGUUCUAUCAUUGCCUUUCUCCCCACCUUAGCAGCUGGGCGCUGCAGCCUCUAUUCUCAUCUGUUAUUUGUAUAAAGAGCUAGAAGAUGUUCUUGACCUUGUUGAGAAAGAACACUCGAUAAGUGUGAAACAUUUUAUUUGUCCUCCAUAGCAGAGCUCAGUUUCCUGCUUACUAUUCAACGAUGAUAUGAUCUGUACUGUAUAAUGUGGGUGUGGGUGCUUACGUGUGUGCAUGGGUACGUGUGUGUGUGUUUUGUCAGUACCUCCAUACCACCUUUGGAGUGCGGGAAAGGAACAGUACAUCAUAUUCAGCCUGGUCUCAGACCACAGGAGAGCGUCACACUAUUAGGGAUCAGACUGACUAGGGAAAACAGCUUAUGAGGCUCCAGAAAACAUCAUUAUACUGUAUGUGGGUGAUUUCUUAUAUAAGGGACAUUUGGAAAAAUAUCCACAGUAGUAUUCCUUUCAGUCUGUGUUGUCAGGUUCCCUUAGCGAGGGGGAGCUACGCUACUAUUUAUUUUGGUCUGCUGGUGAUGAUGGCGCAUCAAUCCUUUGUUAUGUUUUCAUAACGUUAACAUUGUAAUGUUCCCCACCUGCUCCCCCCUCCCUAUUCUUCAGCACCUCUCUCUCUCUCCCUCUCUGAGUGGCGUGGCUGUGCAUGUGCUCUGCUCAGCAGUGGAAUGAUCUGCUGUGCUGUGCUCUUCCCCACAGAACAGCACACAGUGUGAGAGAAUGACACAAAUCCUUUACCAGGGCCAAGCUCUCUAAUUACGCCUGCUCUUCUGGGGAGAGAACAGACAAUAUGAACCAUCUGUUAACGUCCUACCCUCUUAGAACCCAGCCUGUUUUCAUCCAUUUCACCGUCCUUGUGCUCAUACAUGUCUUACAUGUUCACUCGUCCGUAAUCCUGUUUUUAUGGUAUUAUGUCUUUUGUUGUCGUCAAUUAAGUGGAAAACACCAGAUGACCUAUCAUUGUAACUGGAAUAUAGAGUAGAGGAGAUUAAGUGCUUUAUUUAAAAUCAAAUCAAAUUGUAUUGGUUGCAUACACAUUUAGCAGAUGUUAUUGUGGGUGUAGCGAAAUGCUUGUUUUCCUAGCUCCAACAGUGCAGUAAUAUCUAACAAUACACACAAAUCUAAAAAGUAAAAGAAUGGUAUUAAGAAAUAUAGAAAUAUUAGGAUGAGCAAUGUCAGAAUAUAUAUAUAUAUAUAUAUAUAUAUAUUACACACAGUACCAGUCAAAAGUUUGGACACACCUACUCAUUCAAGGGUUUUUCUUUAUUUUUAAUUGGGUUGAGGUCGGGGGAUUGUGGAGGCCAGGUCAUCUGAUGCAGCACUCCAUCACUCUCCUUCUUGGUAAAAUACCCUUACACAGCCUGGAGGUGUUUUGGGUCAUUGUACUGUUGAAAAUUAAGUGAUAGUCCCACUAAGCCCAAACCAGAUGGUUUGGCGUAUCACUGCAGAAUGCUGUGGUAGCCAUGCUGGUUAAGUGUGCCUUGAAUUCAAAAUAAAUCACAGACAGUGUCACCAGCAAAGCACACCACACCAUAACACCUCCUCCUCCAUGCUUUACGGUGGGAACUACACAUGCAGAGAUCAUCCGUUCACCCACACCGCGUCUCACAAAGACACGGCGGUUGGAACCAAAAAUCUCACAUUUCGACUCCAGACCAAAGGACACAUUUCCACCGGUCUAAUGUCCAUUGCUCGUGUUUCUUGGCCCAAGCAGGUCUCUUCUUCUUAUUGGUGUCCUUAAGUAGUGGUUUCUUUGCAACAAUUUGACCAUGAAGGCCUGAUUCACACAGUCCCCUCUGAACAGUUGACGUUGAGAUGUCUGUUACUUGAACUUUGUGAAGCAUUUAUUUGGGCUGCAAUUUCUGAGGCUGGUAACUCUAAUGAACUUAUCCUCUGCAGCAGAGGUAACUCUGGGUCUUCCAUUCCUGUGGCGGUCCUCAUGAGAGCCAGUUUCAUCAUGGCGCAUGAUGGUUUCUGCGACUGACGGCACUUGAAAUGUUCUGUAUUGACUGACCUUCAUGUCUUAAAGUAAUGAUGGACUGUUGUUUCUCUUUGCUUAUUUGAGCUGUUCUUGCCAUAAUAUGGACUAGGUCUUUUACCAAAUAGGGCUAUCUUCUGUAUACCCCGCCUACCUUGUCACAACACAACUGAUUGGCUCAAACGCAUUAAGAAGGAAAUAAAUUCCACAAAUGAACUUUUAACAAGGCACACCUGUUAAUUGAAAUGCAUUCCAGGUGACUAUAAUAAUAAAAUAAUAAUAAUAUGCCAUUUAGCAGACGCUUUUAUCCAAAGCGACUUACAGUCGUGCGUGCAUACGUUUUUUUUGUGUAUGGGUGGUCCCGGGGAUCGAACCCACUACCUUGGCGUUACAAGCGCCGUGCUCUACCAGCUGAGCUACAGAGGACCACAUGAAGCUGGUUGAGAGAAUGCCAAGAGUGUGCAAAGCUGUCAUCAAGGCAAAGGGUGUCUAUUUGAAGAAUCUCAAAUAUAAAAUAUAUUUUGAUUUGUUUAACACUUAUUUGGUUACUACAUGAUUCCAUGUGUGUUAUUUCAUAGUUUUGAUGUCUUCACUAUUAUUCUACAAUGUGAAAAAUAGUAAAAAUAAAGAAAAACCCUUGAAUGAGUAGGUGUGUCCAAACUUUUGACUGGUAGCGUAUAUAUACUGUAUGUGAUGAGAUGUAUAGACAAUAUGGACAGUAUAUGGAUAGAUAUGUAAUAUACAGUGGGGAAAAAAAGUAUUUAGUCAGCCACCAAUUGUGCAAGUUCUCCCACUUAAAAAGAUGAGAGAGGCCUGUAAUUUUCAUCAUAGGUACACGUCAACUAUGACAGACAAAUUGAGGGAAAAAAAUCCAGAAAAUCACAUUGUAGGAUUUUUAAUGAAUUUAUUUGCAAAUUAUGGUGGAAAAUAAGUAUUUGGUCACCUACAAACAAGCAAGAUUUCUGGCUCUCACAGACCUGUAACUUCUUCUUUAAGAGGCUCCUCUGUCCUCCACUCGUUACCUGUAUUAAUGGCACCUGUUUGAACUUGUUAUCAGUAUAAAAGACACCUGUCCACAACCUCAAACAGUCACACUCCAAACUCCACUAUGGCCAAGACCAAAGAGCUGUCAAAGGACACCAGAAACACAAUUGUAGACCUGCACCAGGCUGGGAAGACUGAAUCUGCAAUAGGUAAGCAGCUUGGUUUGAAGAAAUCAACUGUGGGAGCAAUUAUUAGGAAAUGGAAGACAUACAAGACCACUGAUAAUCAUCCUCGAUCUGGGGCUCCACGCAAGAUCUCACCCCGUGGGGUCAAAAUGAUCACAAGAACGGUGAGCAAAAAUCCCAGAACCACACAGAGGGACCUAGUGAAUGACCUGCAGAGAGCUGGGACCAAAGUAACAAAGCCUACCAUCAGUAACACACUACGCCGCCAGGGACUCAAAUCCUGCAGUGCCAGACGUGUCCCCCUGCUUAAGCCAGUACGUCCAGGCCCGUCGGAAGUUUGCUAGAGUGCAUUUGGAUGAUCCAGAAGAGGAUUGGGAGAAUGUCAUAUGGUCAGAUGAAACCAAAAUAGAACUUUUUGGUAAAAACUCAACUCGUCGUGUUUGGAGGACAAAGAAUGCUGAGUUGCAUCCAAAGAACACCAUACCUACUGUGAAGCAUGUGGGUGGAAACAUCAUGCUUUGGGUCUGUUUUUCUGCAAAGGGACCAGGACGACUGAUCCGUGUAAAAGAAAGAAUGAAUGGGGCCAUGUAUCGUGAGAUUUUGAGUGAAAACCUCCUUCCAUCAGCAAGGGCAUUGAAGAUGAAACGUGGCUGGGUCUUUCAGCAUGACAAUGAUCCCAAACACACCGCCCGGGCAACGUCUCCAGAUCUCAACCCCAUAGAAAAUCUUUGGAGGGAGUUGAAAGUCCGUGUUGCCCAGCGACAGCCCCAAAACAUCACUGCUCUAGAGGAGAUCUGCAUGGAGGAAUGGGCCAAGAUACCAGCAACAGUGUGUGAAAACCUUGUGAAGACUUACAGAAAACGUUUGACCUGUGUCAUUGCCAACAAAGGGUAUAUAACAAAGUAUUGAGAAACUUUUGUUAUUGACCAAAUACUUAUUUUCCACCAUAAUUUGCAAAUAAAUUCAUAAAAAAUCCUACAAUGUGAUUUUCUGGAUUUUUUUUCCUCAAUUUGUCUGUCAUAGUUGACGUGUACCUAUGAUGAAAAUUACAGGCCACUCUCAUCUUUUUAAGUGGGAGAACUUGCACAAUUGGUGGCUGACUAAAUACUUUUUUCCCCCACUGUAUCUGAGGAAUAGUAUACAGUGAGGGGAAAAAAGUAUUUGAUCCCCUGCUGAUUUUGUACGUUUGCCCACUGACAAAGACAUGAUCAGUCUAUAAUUUUAAUGGUAGGUUUAUUUGAACAGUGAGAGACAGAAUAACAACAAAAAAAUCCAGAAAAACGCAUGUCAAAAAUGUUAUAAAUUGAUUUGCAUUUUAAUGAGGGAAAUAUGUAUUUGAACCCUCUGCAAAACAUUACUUAGUACUUGGUGGCAAAAUACCUUGUUGGCAAUCACAGAGGUCAGAUGUUUCUUGUAAUUGGCCACCAGGUUUGCACACAUCUCAGUAGGGAUUUUGUCCCACUCCUCUUUGCAGAUCUACUCCAAGUCAUUAAGGUUUCGAGGCUGACGUUUGGCAACUCGAACCUUCAGCUCCCUCCACAGAUCUUCUAUUGGAUUAAGGUCUGGAGACUGGCUAGGCCACUCCAGGACCUUAAUGUGCUUCUUCUUGAGCCACUCCUUUGUUGCCUUGGCCGUGUGUUUUGGGUCAUUGUCAUGCUGGAAUACCCAUCCACGACCCAUUUUCAAUGCCCUGGCUGAGGGAAGGACGUUCUCACCCAAGAUUUGACGGUACAUGGCCCCGUCCAUCGUCCCUUUGAUGCGGUGAAGUUGUCCUGUCCCCUUAGCAGAAAAACACCCCCAAAGCAUAAUGUUUCCACCUCCAUGUUUGACGGUGGGGAUGGUGUUCUUGGGGUCAUAGGCAGCAUUCCUCCUCCUCCAAACACGGCGAGUUGAGUUGAUGCCAAAGAGCUCAAUUUUGGUCUCAUCUGACCACAACACUUUCACCCAGUUCUCCUCUGAAUCAUUCAGAUGUUCAUUGGCAAACUUCAGACGGGCAUGUAUAUGUGCUUUCUUGAGCAGGGGGACCUUGCGGGCGCUGCAGGAUUUCAGUCCUUCAUGGCGCAGUGUGUUACCAAUUGUUUUCUUGGUGACUAUGGUCCCAGCUGCCUUGAGAUCAUUGACAAGAUCCUCCCGUGUAGUUCUGGGCUGAUUCCUCACCGUUCUCAUGAUCAUUGCAACUCCACGAGGUGAGAUCUUGCACGGAGCCCCAGGCCGAGGGAGAUUGACAGUUAUUUUGUGUUUCUUCCAUUUGCGAAUAAUCGCACCAACUGUUGUCACCUUCUCACCAAGCUGCUUGGCAAUGGUCUUGUAGCCCAUUCCAGCCUUGUGUAGGUCUACAAUCUUGUCCCUGACAUCCUUGGAGAGCUCUUUGGUAUUGGCCAUGGUGGAGAGUUUGGAAUCUGAUUGAUUGAUUGAUUCUGUGGACAGGUGUCUUUUAUACAGGUAACAAGCUGAGAUUAGUAGCACUCCCUUUAAGAGUCUGCUCCUAAUCUCAGCUCGUUACCUGUAUAAAAGACACCUGGGAGCCAGAAAUCUUUCUGAUUGAGAGGGGGUCAAAUACUUAUUUCCCUCAUUAAAAUGCAAAUCAAUUUUUGACAUUUGUUUUUCUGGAUUUUUUUUACAAUUAAAAUUAUAGACUGAUAAUUUCUUUGUCAGUGGGCAAACGUACAAAAUCAGCAGGGGAUCCAAUACUUUUUUCCCUCACUGUAUGUCCGUCAAUAGUUAUAGUUGAAUAGGAUAGGCCUUCACUAGAAUACAGUAUAUAACAUUGAUUUAAAGUGACCAGUGUUCCAUGACUAUGUACGUAGGGCAGCAGCCUCUAAGGUGCAUGGUAGAGUAACCGGGUGGUAGCCGGCUAGUGACAGUGACUAAAGUUCAGGGCAGGGUACUGGGUGGGAGUCGGCUAGUGGUGACUAUUUAACAGUCUGAUGGCCUUGACAUAGAAGCUGUUUUUCAGUCUCUCGGUCCCAAAAACUCUACGUCUACUCUCUACAUGUGAAGUCCUUUAUUUAACCUCUCCUCUCCAAUCGCUCUCUCUGCAGAGGACGGACCCUCAGCUCCUGGCCCAGUUCUACUAUGCUGAUGAGGAGCUCAACCAAGUGGCCACAGAACUGGACAGCCUGGAUGGCAGGAAGGACCCUCAGAGGUGUACCCUGCUGGUCAACCAGUUCAGAUCCUGUCAGGUAAGAAUCUAUAGGGACUGACACUGGUUCAUUUGAAUACCCUCGGACUAGGGCUACAAUUCUAGAGCAAGUCUUUUAUAGUUUCGUUUCGCCAUGUUUCUAAUUUCUUUGACUUCAAACUCCAUCAAUUAAUACAAAUCCAUCACAGACAUUUUAUGAGGUAAUGCUAUAACCCUUUUUGACAGCGAGCACUUAAAUAAUCCGCCAAGCAAAGUGAGUGAGAGUUCAAGUAUUGAAGUUUGAGUUUGACCUCAAAUGUUUAAAACUACUACAAGAAUUCAAGUGUUUGCCCGUUAAAUGGAUGUGUUUUUGAGUUUAGAGGAUCAUUUAUUUUUUACUCCUGAGUGGAGUUUGAACCACAAAAAGCCUGAUAUGGUUGGCUAAUAUGGUAGGGGUUGUAUGAUUGGACGGGCCCUUAAAUCAAUCCGGCUCACAGGGACAAGGUGAGAUAAGGAGUCCCUCUGGGUGGAAGCAGGUGAUUAUCUUGUCACAUUUUGUUGUUGUUUUGUUUGCCCUUAUCAGGUUGUGAGUAGGUUGUGUUGCUGUUAUCUAGGUCAGGACUGAAUGCUUGGAUGAGUGACAUCUUUGGAAGGCUUUUAUCUAGAGAUAUUAUAUCAUGACACACCUGGUUUGAUGUUUUCAGGCAGUAUGGGGUCAGAGUGAAGUGUUGACUGUCAGGUUGUUGUUGUAUGACUUGAUAUGUCAAUGUUAUGUAUAUCAACUAUAGGAUAUUAGCAUGCUUGACAGGAGAUAAAGGUUAUCCGCCACACAAACAUACUGUAUUUGUCUCUGUCUGAGACCUGUCACAUGACAGAUGGUAGGCCAUUGUGUCGAUUUGGAGUCGGGGGACUUUGACAUUUAUAUACUAUUCAUCCUCCAGAUAUGUGGUGAGGCGUGUGGGGUCGGGACUGUGUGAGUUGAUGGCUGCUGCCUGCUGGGGUGAUGUUCAGGGGGGCAGACUGAGAGAGGUCGUUAGCAGGCCCACCACCAUGCAUGAGCCUAGUGCACCCAGGGCCCUGAGGGGGGGGGGGGGGGGGGGGGGUGCUUCUAAUAAGGUCACUACUUGAUAUCUAUCUGCUUUCCCUCUCUUCAAUUUCUCUCUCUCUAUCCCUCCCUCCCACCCACCUCCUUGCUCCCUUUCUCCAUUCCAUGCUCUCAUUGGCCCUCCUCUCUUCGUCUUUCGCUCGCUUCAUUGACACCUUAAAGAUGCACUAUGCAGAUAUCUCUCCGCCAUUUCCUUGUUGCAAAAAUUCUAAUAGUUCGCCUAAUUUCAGUUUAUGUGACAAAACAAGCAAGUAUAGUGUAGAGAAUCAUUGUACUGUGAAAUAUAUUUUCCAUAACCAAAAAUAUUGUAUUUUCAUCUGUUUUGAAGCUGGUGUACAAAACCGAAAGUAAAAUAUGCAAACACUAAACUUAAAAACGGGAAGCAUAGAAAUAGCACACAGAACAGAUGUACCGCUUCUUACACUUGGUUUCAAUGAGAAUGACAGAUCUUUAACACACACUUCUAUUUGGUGGGGUCACCCAAAAAGUUACAUAUUGCAGCUUUAAAUUGACCACGCCGUGCUGUGGUCUGUGUGUUAGCUGUACAUUAUGAUGUGCUUCGUAAAACGAAAGAAAGGCUUUUAGCUGACUGCAGGACAUUUUCAGCAACUGAGAAAUAUCAUUCCGGGUUUGGCUCAUUCCAUAUCUCCCCCUAAAGGAAAAUAAGAAUGCUUCAGGGAAGCUGCGCUGCCUCUUAGUCUCAGUCAGUGUUUUGCUUACACACUCAGUAAUGCGAAACACUUUCACUUUUCAAGUUGCAGUUUAAUGUGUAAUAUAUUUGCUAUACUUUUAAAUCCCAUGGUUAGAAAAGUAUUUUGGUUUAGGCUACCUCGUGAAGACAAGAAACACAAUGUUACCAGCAUGCUUUCAUAAUACCCUGUAUACCUGAGAACCCCAGAAUGGAAGGCAAGUGGUCUGACUGUGCAGAGUUGUCUGCUCGACCCUAAUGUAGCUCUUAUGAGCUCCUUAUUCGUGGCCAUGGGCUUCACUGGGGUGCCAAGCUGCUCAAGUUAUGUUGGCGUGGUUGCUCUCACUGCAUGGACUGCAGGAGCGGAUAGGGAGCGAGGGAAGGAGACAGAGACAGAUUAACAGUAAAAGAGAUAAAAGAAGAGAGAGCAAAGCAGAAACCUAGAGGGUAGGAGUGUAGAGCGAGCAAGCUCUCGAUCUGCAGCUACUGUAGGUAUCAUCCCAAUGUCAUUUUCUGUGAUGAGGGCUGAUAGUGGUCAAGAUUAGACCUAGCUGUAGUGUACCAUACAAUACUAUGGCCAGAGGGGGGGGAGGGAGGGAGGGAGGGAGGGGAGGAGGGAGGAGGGGAGGGAGGGUGAGGGAGGGAGUGCAUGAGGGUGAUGCGAGAUAGAGAGGGAUGAUCGGGAUGGCUGCUCGCUUCUCAUUCUCUCUAUGCUCUCUCGAGCGAGAUCUCUCAGAGCGAGUAGCUCUCUCGCAUAGCUCUUCUCUCUCUCUCUCUCGCUCUCUCUCUCUCUCUCGCUCCCUCUCUAGCUCUCUCCUCUCUCUCUCUCUCUCUUCCUCUCGCUCCUCUAUGAUCUAGCUCUCUUUCCUCUACUUCUCGCUGCUCUCCUCCUCUCUCUCUGUCUCUCCUCCUCCAUUGCGUAUCUUUCUCGCCUAUCUCCUGUCCCCUCUCAGCCAUACACGAUAGCUUGUUGACGUCCCGGCACACAAGCUUUGAUAAAGCUCUCGCUUUGUGCCAAUGUGUUUGCACCGCUGCAAUUAUGGGAUUUAGUUGUGUUUUUUUUUUUAUUGAGGGGGAAUUAAGUUGUGACUGAGGGCUAUAAUGUGACCGUUCUGGCCAUGGGUCUGUCUAAUUGUUUUCAGCCUAUUCCCUGUUUAAAGGGAUUCUCCGGUACAGUUGUAUACCUUUUCGCCAGUAGUUCUGAAAGUAGCGCUUAGGAGACAAAAGUGGUCCCCGAAAAUGGCGUACUACGUCACGUACAGUAUGUGCAGAUAUGUACACCACGUCAUUGGUCUCUUUCUCGCUCUGCUGUGUGUGCAUCUUGCUAGCUAGGGAUUUCGUGGCAAAUUGAGGUAAGAGAGUAAUUCUGCUCAUAGAUUAUGCAUAUGAACUACACAUUGACAAAUCCAGCUCAAAGCGGGAAGUUAAAAAAAUACUUAGUAGCUGCAAAAUGUCCGGUGCAUGUCUUCAAGACACUACAUGUAGAGGGUGAUAUUGAGUUAGAGGAUUUACAUGAGUAGUUUGUGAAACAUUAUUAGAAAACAUGUGUUCUUUUGCUCUGUUUCCAGUCGUUCACCCAACAGGAAAAAAUAUAUUGACUGGCCUUUUUCAUUCAGUACAUUUAUCCACUAAUUUAGUCACUCCCUGUGUCUGCAGGACAAUGUGUUGAACAUUAUCAACCAGAUCAUGGAUGAAUGUAUCCCUGGUGACAGAGCCAACAGAGACUUCUGUGUCAAGUUCCCAGAGGAGAUUCGCCAUGACAACCUGGCAGGACAGCUGUGGUUUGGGGCUGAGGUACUGUACUGUAUGCCGUCCAGUAUCAUCUCACACCACAAUAACUAUAGGCACUCUUAAAGAAGUUCUCGCUAUGUAAAGGUGUAUCGUUAUAUAGCCGAACUCAUUAUUCCUUGUGUUAAUCCCUUGCACAUAGACAACCAAGUCUUAAUGAGACUAACCUGGAUAAAUAACUCCAGUCAUUCCCUUCUCUCUCCAUCUGUGUGUGUAGUGUCUGGCUGCAGGCUCCAUCAUCAUGAACAGGGAGCUAGAGAGCAUGGCCAUGAGGCCUCUAGCCAAGGACCUGACCCGUAGUCUGGAGGAGGUCCGCAACAUCACGCGAGACCAGGCCCUCAGAGACCUCAACUUCUACACCGACCGCAUGAGGGACGCGCUGCGCCACUUCGACAGCCUCUUCGCUGAGUUUGAGCUCAGGUAGCUAUAGGACAUCAACAUCUUUAGGUUUUGGACAUCAUCAACUACAACAUAUUUGACUGUAUUUACGUUUUUUUUUUUUUUUUUACACAAUUCCCUCUAUCUCCUCUUCUGUCAGCUAUGUGUCAGCCAUGGUGCCUGUGAAGUCUUCCAAAGAAUACUAUGUUCAGCAGGAGGUGAUUGUGCUCUUCUGUGAGACUGUGGAGAGGUGAGUUGUAUGGGGAGGCCACAGAGGAAUAGAGACGAGUGAUGUCACAUGGGAAAGUCCAGGAAGUUUCAGACAUGGUACUCCAUGCAUGCAGGGUUUUGGUUGGCCAGUAUUAUUUCACAGCCUCUCAUCUUUGUUGUUUGUCUCAGGGCACUCAAGCUGGGCUAUCUCAGCCAAGACAUGAUCGAUGACUAUGAACCCGCUCUGAUGUUUACCAUCCCCAGACUAGCCAUUGUGUGGUAAGUGUUUUCUCCUCUUCCUCUUCUUCCUAGAACUCUCUGACAGUAAAAACAUGUUAUAAUCCCCCUGUCUGUCCCUCAGUGGUCUGGUGGUGUACUGUGAAGGUCCGCUUAACCUGGAUAGGAAACCAGAGGACAUGUCUGAGCUCCUCCGGCCUUUUCGCACUUUACUGAAGAAGAUCAGGUACCGUUAAGAGGAUACACAUAUAGAUUGUCCUCUGUAUUUAAUCAUAGGUAGAAAAUAGCGCUGUCAAUCUUCACAACAAUCUUUUGAACGUCAGUCUCAAGAACCUGGGCAAACAAUCUAAAGGUCAUGGCGCACUAUCAUCCUCAUUGAGUGAUCUUUUUAGGCUGGUAAGUAUGUUGUUAAGGUUGUGUUAUUCCCAUAGGGACCUGCUGCAGACCCUGUCAGAGGAGGAGUUGUUGACGCUGGAGCGGAGCCUUUGUAUCUCUCAGGACGGGGAGUUCCCUUUGGUCCCUGAGCGCCCCCCCACCCCAGCCCCCACCAUCACCCCAGACCCCCCCUCAUCCAGCAGCCCCACCAGCGACACCCCCGAGGGGGGAGCGAGAAGGAGCAGCAGCAGGAGGUGCUGUCUCUGUGCAUUUCCCACAUCCAGGAGGAGGACCGGGAGUGGGAGGAGGUGAAGCGGGCGAAGGAGCAGGGUUCUCUGUGUGAGGAGGUGGAGGAGGCAGACCUGGCAUGCUCAAUGCAAUAUGAUGAGGAAGAGAUCGAACAGCUCAACAUGAUGGUGUACCGUGUGGGGGACGAGAUGUCCACGCUGCUGUCCCCUCCCAGCCAGGGCCAGUCCCCGGCCCACCGCCCCAACAGAGGGGGCUCCAGCGGGGGCUCCAGCACCGAAGCCUCCCCCCUCCGGGUCCUGGUGGGCCGGGGCAGAACAGGUCUCUACCAAGAGGAGGAGGACAGAGUCUUCUUCAUGGAGGACCUGGACGCAGGAGGGGACAUUGUGACCAGUAGCCGUCUGACCUCGCCUUCCAAAGCCCCUCAGCCCUCCUCGCCUCAGCCCCGCAGGCCUGGCCCCCUGACAGACUCAACCAGGAAUGGCUGGCCCACUGACGCUCAGUCAGAUCCGUCCCAGCAGCCCCAAAACCUGCCCCCACAGUGCCCCAGCACCAAGCGACCCGGCCUGGAGCCCCUGCCCUAUACUAAUGGCUGGGAGGUGGGCCUGGAGGGGGGCGAGACUGCUGAAGUCAUCGCACACCGUAUGGGAGGGAUGAAGCUCUCGGCCACGGUCAUCUUCAACCCCGGCUCCCCCAGCCUGACUGAGCUGGCUGUGGACAAGCUGCUCCUGCCCCACCCCCCCUCCUCCUCAGAGACAGAGCCCUGUGGCCCCCUGGUGGCCACCCACUGCCUGCUCAACUCCUGUGUCUGCUGCGGCAGCUGUGAAGAGGGCCAUGAUGACACCCUCACCAUGGACACCACAGGGCUGGGGAUGGGCCUGGGGUUGGACAAACACUGCAAGCCCCCUCCGCCACACAGCCCUGUCAUCCAGUCCUCUGCCUGUCGCCUGGCCUCCUCAGGACACAACCUACAUGGGAAGGGGGACUCUCCCCCCCAGCUGAUGCCCCCCUCCUCCCGCUGCUCCUCAGAGCCACCUCCAGGGGAGGAGGAAGGGGACCAGCGCUGUGACAAGUGCCAGGUGGUGGUGGCCCCAGGACCUCAGCAGGGCCUGGGCCAGGACAGCAGCCCCAAUGGAGUAAGGGGAGCCCCAGAGCCCUGUGUCCACCAGUGGAGGACAGUGAGGAGGCCUCAGGCCAGCAGGGGAAGGGACAGGGACAGGACGGGGACCAGAGAGGCAGACGGGGAGUCCAAGGAAGAGAGCAAGAACAACACUAGGUAUGAGCACAUGUACUAUAGGUGUGUGAUUGGAUGAUGUGUUUUCAGCGCUCCACUUCAAAGCAGGUAGGCCUCAACAACAGUCAUUUACAUAUCUGUGGAAAGCAAACUUCCUCCACGUCCCUCUGGCUAAUUUAACCCACAUCUUGUCAUCCACUUGUUGAUUGUGUUUGAUGUUCUAGUUGCUAUUUGCACUUGCCUUUAUGCUACUUUUGUUCCAAUCAUAACGUUCACAGAUGCCGUUUUAUGUUGCCCAUAUGUUAUCGGUUUAUUAUUUAAUUUAAUGAUUCAUUCCCAGUUUUUUUCAGGACUCUCCUCUCAGCUCAGUCUCCAGUAGUGACUGUGAGAGUGUGUCUGUCACCACAUGUAGUCUGUCCAGCAGUGCUUAUACAGCCAGGUAACCACUGGCCGUGUGUUUCUGUUUCAUACAUCCCCAUGUUACAGCUUAUGGUAUUACUAUAACCCUUGCAAUUAACCUCUAUUUCACUCAUUGUUGAGAUUGAAAUCAACCACAACCCCUAUAGUACGAUGCAUAUUCAAGUACAGUAGACAAUAUUUUGGUGAACAGUGUUUCUGUGUUUAUAAGAAUGACAAUGUGACAGUCCCUCCUCUGCCUCUCUCCCUCCAUUCUCCCUCUCCCUUCACUGGAUCUCUCUCUCUCCUGCUCACACUCUCUCUCUCUCUCUCGUACGUGCGCUCCCCCUCUGUCCUCCAGCCCUGUCAGCAGUCUGACCAUGAGCUCAGGGACGUCAGAGGAUCUGGACCACCAUGAGAUCCAGCUGGCCCUGCAGGCUGCUAAGAUGGCCACCAGGAACAAGAUCCGCUCGCGCUUCCACAGCAGCAGUGACCUCAUCCACCGCCUCUUCGUCUGCAUAUCGGGUAUCUCUCUCUCUCUCUCUCUCUCUCUCUCUCUCUCUGUCUGUCUGUCUCGACUGUCUGUCUGUCCAAGGAUAUUUAUCUCUCUCUCUCUCUCUCUCUCUCUCUCUCGACUGUCUCUCUCUCUCUCGACUGUCUCUCUCUCUCGACUGUCUCUCUGUCCAAGGAUAUUUCUCUCUCUCUCGACUGUCUGUCUGUCUGUCCAAGGAUAUUACUCUCUCUCCAAGGGUGUAUCUGUGGUUUGAUCGGGUGAAUCAGUCAAUGUUUCUCAUGUUUUGGUUAUUUUUACUCUGAAAGACAAUGAAAUCAGUAUUUUAUUGCUUUAAUCAGUGUGCACUCCUCUUCAUGCCACUCCAUAGUACUCCAUUACUCUUCUCUAUUUUUACAAAUGAUUUGCCGCUAGUCUUACAAGAAGCUGAAAUGACUAUGUAUGCUGAUGAUUGCACACUACACAUCAGCACCCACAGCCAGUGGGCUCACUGAGACUCUUAGCAAGGAGUUACAGUCAGUGUCAGAAUGAGUAAUAAACUGGUCUUAAAUACAUCUAAAACCAUCCUCUUAGACCUCAACCUCAACUGGAGUUUUACAUAAAGGGUGUGACCAUUGAACAAGUUGAAGAAGUUGAAGUCCUAGGUACAACAUUGGAUAGUCAGUUAUGAAGGUCAAGUCAUAUUGACAAAGUUGUUGUGAAGAUGGGGAGAGGUAUGUCUGUUAUAAAAAGAUGUUCUGUGUUUUUGACACACAGAUCAACUGUACUAGUUGUUCAGGCUUUGAUCUUGUCCAAUCUUGAUUACUGUCUGGUAAUAUGGUCAAGUGUAGCAAAGAAAGACCUAUCAAAGUUGCAGCUGGCUCAAAACAAAGCAGCAUGCCUUGCUUGCCCUUAACUGCGCACACAGAACUAACAUCAACAACAUGCAUGAUAGUUUUUCAUGGUUGAGGGUUGAGGAGAAAUUCACUACUUCUCUUCUAGUCUUUAUAAGAAACAUUUGUGUGUUGGAAAUGCGUAACCACUUGUAUAAUCUAUUUGCAUUAACUUCAAACAGACAUCCAUACCCCACCAGACACACCACUAUGGGUUUCUUCAUGGUACCCAAACCAAAAACAGAUUUAUUGCAUCGCUUAGUUAUGUAUAGAGCCAUAUCAUCCUGGAAUGCUCUGCCACCAGAGGUUACUCAGGCAAAAAUAAAGUUUAGCUUUAAAAACAAAUGUUAAAAAACAUAUUGUAUCACAGCGCCUCUCCUCUUUCUAAAGAUCUAAUUUAACUGUAUAUAAGAUUAUGAAUGAUGUGUAAAUAGUAUUUUUGUUGUCCCUUGGUGUCUUUCGAAUAUAAACUCAGCAAAAAAAGAAACAUCCUCUCACUGUCAACUGCGUUUAUUUUCAGCAAACUUAACAUGUGUAAAUAUUUGUAUGAACAUAACAAGAUUCAACAACUGAGACAUAAACUGAACAAGUUCCACAGACAUGUGACUAAUAGAAAUUGAAUAAUGUGUCCCUGAACAAAGGGGGGGUCAAAAUCAAAAGUAACAUUCAGUAUCUGGUGUGGCCACCAGCUGCAUUAAGUACUGCAGUGCAUCUCCUCCUCAUGGACUGCACCAGAUUUGCCAGUUCUUGCUGUGAGAUGUUACCCCACUCUUCCACCAAGGCACCUGCAAGUUCCCAGACAUUUCUGGGGGGAAUGGCCCUAGCCCUCACCCUCCGAUCCAACAGGUCCCAGACGUGCUCAAUGGGAUUGAGAUCCGGGCUCUUCGCUGGCCAUGGCAGAACACUGACAUUCCUGUCUUGCAGGAAAUCACGCACAGAACGAGCAGUAUGGCUGGUGGCAUUGUCAUGCUGGAUGGUCAUGUCAGGAUGAGCCUGCAGGAAGGGUACCACAUGAGGGAGGAGGAUGUCUUCCCUGUAACGCACAGCUUUGAGAUUGCCUGCAAUGACAACAAGCUCAGUCCGAUGAUGCUGUGACACACCACCCCAGACCAUGACGGACCCUCCAACUCCAAAUCGAUCCCGCUCCAGAGUACAGGCCUCGGUGUAACACUCAUUCCUUCAACGAUAAACGAAAAUCCGACCAUCACCCCUGGUGAGACAAAACCGCGACUCGUCAGUGAAGAGCACUUUUUGCCUGUCCUGUCUGGUCCAGCAACGGUGGGUUUGUGCCCAUAGGCGACGUUGUUGCCGGUAUUGGAUGUCUUACAACAAGCCUACAAGCCCUCAGUCCAGCCUUUCUCAGCCUAUUGCGGACAGUCUGAGCACUGAUGGAGGGAUUGUGCGUUCCUGGUGUAACUCGGGCAGUUGUUGUUGCCAUCCUGUGCCUGUCCCGCAGGUGUGAUGUUGGGAUGUACCAAUCCUGUGCAGGUGUUGUUACACGUGGUCUGCCACUGCGAGGACGAUCAGCUGUCCGUCCUGUCUCCCUGUAGCGCUGUCUUAGGCGUCUCACAGUACGGACAUUGCAAUUUAUUGCCCUGGCCACAUCUGCAGUUAUCAUGCCUCCUUGCAGCAUGCCUAAGGCACGUUCACACAGAUGAGCAGGGACCUUGGGCAUCUUUCUUUUUAUGUUUUUCAGAGUCAGUAGAAAGGCCUCUUUAGUGUCCUAAGUUUUCAUAACUGUGACCUUAAUUGCCUACCGUCUGUAAGCUGUUAAUCUCUUAACGACCGUUCCACAGGUGCAUGUUCAUUAAUUGUUUAUGGUUCAUUGAACAAGCAUGGGAAACAGUGUUUAAACCCUUUACGAUGAAGAUCUGUGAAGUUACGUUUCUUUUUUUGCUGAGUUUAUAACUAUUUGUAUAUUUAUUUUUUCAUAUCAUUGUCUAUAACUGUUCUGUACUUUGUCAUGUAUUUGUAUGUUUUAUGUGGACCAUAGGAAGAGUAGCUGCUGCAUGUGCAGUAGCUAAUAGGGAUCCUAAUAAACUAACCUCCAAAGGUUUUACACUGUGUUCCACAAUACACUAGCCUACUGGGCUUUGCUCUUAUCAUAUGUACCACAUUUGCACCACAGUUUCCUUGCAUCUCACUGAUUCCUCUUGACCCCUUGACCCCCAGGUGUUGCUGACCAACUGCAGACAAACUACGCGGCUGACCUUCGAAGCAUCCUGAAGACACUGUUUGAAGUCAUGGCUACCUCUGAGCAAGGGGACAAUGACAAGCAGAAAGGUGAGAAUAUUUAUAUUGACUUGCAGUAAUGUCAAGGAUCUUAGUGUACUUCUCCCAGUAUGUUAUUCUGUAAUGUACUGUAUAUUGACAGAAUGACCAUGGUUAUGACACGGCUGUGCUCUGUGUGGUGCAGCAGGUCCUGGGCUGCGCAGCGCCGUGCUGGAGGACUGUGCUCUCUGUCAGGAGACCAUCUCUUCCUCGGAGCUGGCAGCCAAGGCCCGGGAGGGACAGUUCGAAGGUUAGCACCUCCCAUUUCUCCUCAAAAAUGACAUACACACAUGACAUGCAUGAAAAGUGACAUGAAUAAACAAGCAGCACUAUUAAUGUGCCCCUGCUUUUCCCUGUAGAUCCCCCAGACUGGGUGCCUGAUGAGGAAUGCGACUCCUGCAUCGCCUGUAAAGCCCCCUUCACCGUCAUCCGCAGGAAGCACCACUGUAGGAGCUGUGGCAAGGUAACACAAAGAACACCUGCACAGAUCUCUUUAAGUAUUGUACUAUGUAAAAUAAAUGGAUAACAAUCGAAUAUACCUUGUUUGUUCUACGUGUCAUUUCAGAUCUUCUGCUCUCGCUGCUCCUCCCACUCAGCCCCGUUACCGCGGUACGGCCAGGUGAAGCCUGUCAGGGUGUGUACGCACUGCUACAUGUUCCACGUCACACCGUUCUACAGCGACAAGACUGGCAUCUGACCCCUGCUGUACCAACAGACUCCCCCACCUCCCUGCCCCCUGCCUCUACAGGAGCAUAUCCAGAGGAUAUGAGGCUAUAUUCAAAGUAAAUCCCCAACUGCACAGAGCGACCUUAACGAUCAUCUUCAUCACACUGCACGGCAAGGCAAGGCUUUGUAAUAAGGUGGACAUGGAUGAGAGAGCAGAGAGAUUAAAUAAAGUCGGAUGUGAAGGCACAGACUAUGAUUAGACCCUUUCUGUUGUUGUUGAGAUGCUACUGCUGCCUGAAAGGGACCCACAGGGCCUGAUACUAUGCUGUCCUCCUCCUCUGACUCACUGAUGCCUGUCUGUGGAGGCAGAGGAAGAAGAAAGAAACAACAUACUGGAAAUACGGUUUUGUGCUGGCAUGUUGCAAGGCUACUCUGGACAGGUCCAGUCCUUUAGGAGCAGCUUCUGGGCCUAUUUGAAGCUGAAAAGAGAGAGAAAGCCUUUGGAACAUUUCUGUUUUAUUGCUUGUGUAUAAAAAAAGCUUUAGCGGGCUUCCCACACUUGUGCCAGAGCUCUCACAGGGCUCCGAUUACUUUAAAGAAUGUAAGUCAUAAUAAACAUGUAAAUAAGGAUAAUUAUGUUGAUAGUGAUGAUGAUCUCCGCACCACUGAUCUCACUUGUUUGGCCACAAUGGUUGUAAAGGUUUUAAUUUGAGUUUGUCAUGUAAUUCCUGAUGCUUUAAGGAUGAGGAGGGGAAAGCAAUCCUCAUCAGGCUACCUAUCAGCGAAGCAAAAAAAAAAAGAAGACAUUUACUCCUAAAAUGGUUUUAUGUAUCGAUUCCUCCCACGGAAACGUGUGGAGUAUUCAGCAAUGCUUUAAACGGCAAUGAAUGUGUGAUAUCAUUUAAAGACAUGGGAUUUUGAUUUUAGCGACAGUGUCUCAAAAGGACACUAAAAGUUGUCUGCCCUUUUAAUAACAAUGUGGGCAGUGGCCAUUGCUCUUUCAGUCACAUGUCAUGUUUUUUUACGAUUGAUCUUGUUCCGUACCCACCCCAACCUUAACCUGUGUAACUCAUAACCUC